Molecule: messenger RNA, 1800 nt
Organism: Humulus lupulus (European hop)
Lineage: Eukaryota; Viridiplantae; Streptophyta; Magnoliopsida; Rosales; Cannabaceae
Product: pyrophosphate--fructose 6-phosphate 1-phosphotransferase subunit beta-like
Exons: 14
Coding region: 1-1800 (599 amino acids)
Biological process (GO): glycolytic process; fructose 6-phosphate metabolic process; photosynthesis
Cellular component (GO): cytosol
Molecular function (GO): ATP binding; diphosphate-fructose-6-phosphate 1-phosphotransferase activity; 6-phosphofructokinase activity
Source: RefSeq, a predicted model, not a curated record
AUGAGAGACCGAAUUGGAAUAGCCUUCAAAAAUACACCUAUUCCUAUUAAUCCAGAGAUAAUAGAUGAUUGCUGCAAGAAUAGCAACAUUGAUACAGUGCACCAUUCCAGCCAUUUUCAGUGUCCAGUAUGGUUGAGUUCAUUCAUUCUGUGCUUCCUGGUAGAUUACUUGCUGGAGCGUGCUAAAGGCAGCGUAUUGUACGGUUUCAAGGGAGGUCCAGCUGGAAUCAUGAGGGGCAAGUAUGUGGAACUUACACCAGAAUAUAUUUACCCGUACAGAAACCAGGGUGGUUUUGAUAUGAUAUGUAGUGGAAGAGAUAAAAUUGAAACUCCAGAGCAGUUUCAACAAGCUGCAGAUACUGCCGCGAAGCUUGAUUUGGAUGGACUUCUUGUUAUUGGUGGGGAUGACUCGAACACAAAUGUCUGCCUCCUUGCUGAGAAUUUCAGGGGAAAGAAUUUGAAAACUCAGGUGAUUGGGUGUCCAAAAACCAUUGAUGGUGACUUGAAAUGCAAAGAAGUCCCAAUAAGCUUUGGGUUUGAUACUGCUUGCAAGAUAUAUGCAGAAAUGAUUGGAAAUGUCAUGAUAGAUGCCAGAUCAACUGGAAAAUAUUAUCACUUUGUGCGGCUUAUGGGGCGUGCAGCUUCACACAUAACACUUGAAUGUGCUUUGCAAACUCAUCCAAACAUUACAAUUAUUGGAGAAGAGGUUGCUGAAAAGAAGUUGACACUGAAAAAUGUUACAAAUUACAUUGUUGAUAUAAUCUCCAAACGUGCCGAACUUAGUUAUAACUAUGGUGUCAUACUUAUUCCUGAAGGUCUAAUUGAUUUCAUUCCAGAGGUGCAACAACUUAUCGCCGAACUGAAUGAAAUUCUGGCCCAUGAGGCUGUCGAUGAAGAUGGGCAAUGGAAAAAGAAACUUGAUGAUCAAUCAUUACAGCUUUUUGAAUUUUUACCUUCAGCAAUCCAAGAGCAGUUGAUGCUUGAAAGAGAUCCUCAUGGAAAUGUUCAGGUUGCCAAAAUACAGAUAGAGAAGAUGCUUAUUCAAAUGGUUGAAACUGAAUUGGAGAAAAGGAAUCAAGCAGGUGCAUACAAAGGUGGAUUCCAAGGACAGUCUCACUUUUUCGGGUAUGAAGGAAGAUGUGGUCUGCCAACUAAUUUUGAUUCUACCUAUUGUUAUGCAUUGGGUUAUGGUGCAGGAGCUCUCCUUCACAGUGGGAAAACUGGAUUGAUAUCAUUGGUGGGGAAUUCGGCUGCUCCAGUUGAAGAAUGGAUCGUUAGUGGGACAGCUUUAACUGCACUAAUGGACGUGGAGAGAAGACAUGGAAAGUUUAAGCUUGUGAUCAAGAAGGCCAUGGUGGAGCUUCAAGGUAAUAUCUUAGAAGCAGACUAUUUACUUUGGAAGAUAACUGUUGUGAAAGAACUUUCUAAGAGGCUGCAAUCAAAGAGACCGAGAAUGAAACUUGUCUUGUCACAGCUAUUUUCCCAGAACACCACAAAUCUUGAAAAUAUGGCUUUUAAGAAGGCUUUUGUAGAAUCUGGUGACCAAUCUCAUGUUAAGGAACAAAUUGGUACCAUGACUGAGAAAAUUGGCAAUUCUGACAAGGUUACAUCAAAGGUUUCUGAAGCUUGUAGCAGUAGUAGUACAAAGUCAAAGGUUUCUGAAGCUAGUAAUAGUAGUACAAAGUCAAAGGUUUCUAUAACCAGUGGUAUUAGUACAGAGACAGUGGUUUCUGAGCCCAGCAGAGAGUCAAAGGUUCUAGUACAGGAAAUAAAGAAAAAAGAUGCUUGUUGCAUUCAGUGA